CCGGCUGCACGCCCCUCGACCCAACCAACCCUAAUGGCGCUCUCGCUCGCGCGCAGCCCCCACCCCGCCGCGGCGCUCCCGGCCCCGCGGGUUUCCCAGUUUGCCCCUCCUCUGGCCCCGCUCCGCUCCCCUCGCCGCCAGCACCGGGCGCGCCUCCGCCUCCGCUUCCCGGGCACCGCCGCCGCCGUCGCCGUCGCGGCCUCGUCGCAGGCGGCCCCCGCGGCGGCGGAUGAGGAGCAGGGGGAGAAGCGGCGGAAGCUGUACGUGGCCAACCUGCCCUGGUCCCUGCCCGCGCCGGAGGUCGAGAAGCUCUUCGCGCAGUGCGGCACCGUCAAGGACGUCGAGCUGAUCAAGGGGAAGGAUGGGAGGAACAGGGGGUUCGCGUUCGUGACGAUGUCGACGGCGGAGGAGGCGGCCGCGGCCGUGGAGAAGCUGAACUCGCAUGAUGUAAUGGGGCGUUCAAUCAAGGUGGAGUUUUCAAAGAGCUUCAGGAAACCCGCUCCACCUCCUCCUCCGGGCACCAUUAUAGAGAGGCACAAGCUUUAUGUGUCCAAUCUUCCAUGGAAAGCGAGAGCUCCUGAUGUCAAGGAAUUCUUCUCAAAUUUUAACCCGCUUUCUGCUAACAUUAUCUUCGAUAAUGGAAAAGCAGCUGGCUACGGUUUUGUUUCCUUUGGGACAAAACAAGAAGCAGAGGCUGCUCUCAGUGAGCUUGAUGGAAAGGAACUCAUGGGAAGACCUGUUAUUUUGAAAUGGAAGGAAAGUGGCGAUGAUAAGGAUGAGGUUGUAAAAGCUGGUUCUAAUGAAUAGUAGGUGGGCCCCCCUACCGUUAAAAAAAAGGUUUUAAAAGCUGACGGUGAAGUUGAAACAGUAAAUACUGAAGGAGCAAGUGUGGAUGAUGCCAGCGAUGAUGGAGGUGAAGAUAAACAGGAAUAGUCAAAAACACUAUACUGUCCUACAGGAAGAAAGUUUCUUCUGCCAUAUUGAUAUAAGCACAGAUAUGGAGCCUUGUUGUACAGCUAGAAGUUUUUUCCCCAUACUUCUUGGUGUGUGAGUGCAUCACCAUUGUGCCUUUAAUUGCACUUAUCACUCAUGGUUGGUACUUGAAUUAAUUUGUUUCUGUCGAAAAUUUAAUUCCAAGACAAUCAUCAUAAAACUUCUCAUUAAUGGUAUGCAUUGAGAAAUCUUCGAUGUGCUGUA
Panicum virgatum (switchgrass) is the source of this 1197-nucleotide messenger RNA. RefSeq names its product RNA-binding protein CP29B, chloroplastic-like. NCBI's taxonomy places the organism in Eukaryota, Viridiplantae, Streptophyta, Magnoliopsida, Poales, Poaceae. Bases 34 to 807 code for a protein of 257 amino acids. The transcript is spliced from 4 exons. Gene Ontology annotation, cellular component: cytosol. The record is from RefSeq and is a predicted model, not a curated record. Gene Ontology annotation, molecular function: mRNA binding.